AACACUGCUUUCACUUUCCGUUUUGUCAGAAAACAAGUAUUCGGAAUCUAUUGAACUUACUACUUGUUUUUAAAUACUAGCAUUAUUCAUUUAAACAGAAUAAUCAUGUAAACAAAAUACGUCGAGGCAUCUGGAUUUACGAGAUCAAAUGAAAUUGCCUUAAUCUCGAGACGAUGACGCUGUCAGAACAGUUUGAGGAAGUCAGGAGCCGGGCCGAGGAGUGCUUAUCUAGACCUGGUUCUACUCAGGACAUCAGGAACGCAGUGUCUGCUGUGGCCAACAUCUCUCUGCCACCUUCAGCUAAAUAUCGCUUUAUUGCUGCAGAGACCAUGCUGGUAGAAAACAGUGCUGGAAGCAACAAGACAGAGGCAAUAGCAUCACUUCAGAAACUGUCCACAGCGCUCAACAUCCUGGAGAAGUACGGCUCCAACCUGACCAGUCCAAACCGGCCAAAGUUCUGGCGUACGGUGAAACACAACAACCCCGUGUUCAAGGCCACGGUGGACGCUAUUCACGGUGGGCGGGCCGUCUUGUGCCUUUAUGGCUACACCAAUCAGCAGAUGGAUGGUCUGAGCUUUCCAGAUGACAUCACAGAGCCGGAUGUCACCAAAGUGGCAUCAGUGACACUGGAGGUCAUGAGUCUGCGUAUAGAGUUGGAUAUGCUUAUCAAGGACACCCAUCCUCACCCAGAGUUCUUUGAGAGAAUCAUCCCGUCUCUCACUCAGAAGGAUGACGAUAACGGACUGAGCUCAGAUGCUGUGGAGAUACCUCCGUCCAGUGAGAGGCUGUGGGAAAAAGUCUCUCUGCCCACUCUGUCCACAGGCCCCCUGUCCGUCUCCACCAUCACACCCCCCAAGCCAACAGCUGUCUGUGAAGAGAACUGCAGCAUAUGUGGGAUCUUGCGUGUGGCAUUCCACUGCACCACGUGCUCCCAGCGUCUGUGUGUAGAAUGCGACCAACUUUACCACACGCACCCCGCUCGUGCCAAACACACCAGAGUCCCUGUGGUGGCCCCCAGAACCGUCAAAACACUCAGCACGUCUCUGGCCUCGUGGAAUUGUUCGUACUGCACGACGGUGAACACAAUGCAGCAGGUGUUGUGUAAUACCUGCGAGCGCCCUCGUCUGGCCGCAGCUGCCCCGGUCAUACAGGACGAUCCUCCACAGCCGUCUACAAUUACAGAGUGGCAGUGUAAGAGCUGCACAGUGGUGAACUCCGGCAGCAGUAUUCUGUGCGAGGUGUGUGAGCGCCCCCGUCUGGCCACACGCCCUCCUGUGACGCCUUCUCGACCCACGCUGUCUCCAGCAGGACUUUUCGACACAGGGCAGUGGAUCUGCCAAUUCUGCACUUACGCCAACCAAACUCCAUCACCCCGAUGUGAAAUGUGUGACCUGGUAAGAUCAGACCCCGCCCCAUCGCCUUCUAAACCCCUCCCAACUUCCCAGAUUAAGGAUGUGACGCCGAAAAGUCCUCCAGUGGAGGAUCCGGAUUUAAAGAGGCAGAAGUUAAUGCGGGAGGAGGGACUUAAACUGAUCAAGCUGAUUCGAGAAGGCGAGGUGAAGGGUGUGAGCCCCGAGGAGAUAUAUACGAGUCUGCGGGUUUCGGGCGGCAUGAGCGGGACACCAUGUGAUUGGCUGAAGACGGAGUUGCCGCACAGGCUGGAUGAGAUCUGCGCCAUGGCAGCCUCGUUCCAGCAUGAGCCCAAACCUCUCCAGACAACAGCCGCACAACACGGCGAGGUCCAGAAGAUCUCUGUGCCUUUAUCCAGAGCCGAGGCCAAGCAGGCCUGGCUCGCAGCAUGUGGCAACAGUGAGAAAGCGGCGAGGCAGGCACUCAGGGACCGCAUCGCUAGGGUGAAGGAGCUAGCCUCUCUCGGCUUCCCCGACUCUCGCGCCUGUGAGGAGGCUUUGAGGCAGAGCGGUGGUGAGGUGAGAGGUGCCCUGGUGCUCCUACAGCGUCCCCUGCUGGAGCCUUUUCACAAGCGCAUGUGGAGCGACGAACCCGAACCCACCAUCGACAUCGACCACCCCGACAAACAGCGUGUGUGUCGUCAACUCCUCGCCAUGUACAAUCUGCCCAGUUGGGGGCGCUGUGAGCUAGCUCUGUCUCUGUUGCGUGACCCUGGUGCCCCCUACACGCUGGAGGACGUGGUACAGGCUGUGCGUGAGUCACAUGACCGUGACUUUAUCCGUCGUGUGUUGGCGAAAGAGUGUCCUAUAUGCCUGUCCUUGUUUCCCCACAGCAAGAUGCAGUCUCUGACGUCGUGUCAGUGCUCCGUUUGCUGCGAGUGUUUUAAGCAGCACUUCACCAUCGCCGUGAGAGACAAACACAUCAGGGACAUGGUGUGUCCUGUGUGCUCCGAACCUGACAUCAACGACCCCGAGCACCUCAACAGCUACUUCUCCACUCUGGACAUCCAGCUGAGGGAAUGCCUGGAGCAGGAGGUCUAUGAUCUUUUCCAUAAGAAGCUGACUGAACAAGCUCUCAUCAAAGACCCAAAGUUCCUCUGGUGCAGCCAUUGCUCAUACGGUUUCAUCUACGAUGGAGAUCAGCUCAAGGUCACCUGUCUGCAGUGCCGGAACAGCUUCUGCGCUCAGUGCAAAAAACCUUGGGAGGCUCAGCAUGCUGGCCUGUCAUGUGAACAGUUCCAGUUGUGGAAGCGUGAGAACGAUCCAGAAUAUCAGCGCCAGGGUUUGGCUGGUUACCUGCGUGACAAUGGAAUCACAUGUCCUAACUGCAGGUUUCAGUAUGCUCUGGCUCGUGGAGGCUGUAUGCACUUCAGCUGCUCUCAGUGUCGCUAUCAGUUCUGCAGUGGAUGCAACAACCCCUUCCACACGACCUGUGCGGUGCCUCAGUGCAGUGUGACUGGUCUUCAUGCUCAUCACCCCAGAGACUGCCUGUUUUACCUGCGUGACUGGGAACCAGCCAGACUGCAGGCCUUACUACAGAAAUGUGUAGUGGCCUUUAACACUGAUGUUCCUCCAGGAACACAAACAGGUGUGUGUGGUGUGAUCGAGCAGAAGGAUGACGGUACCCGUCAGACAGACUCGGCGUGUGGAGCUCAGACUCAGCCCGGACAGGCGGGACUCUGCGAGAAACACUACCGCGAGUACCUGGUGAGUCUCAUCAACGGCCACUCCAUCGACCCUGCCCCUCUGUUCGAAGCCAAUGAGCUGCUCCUGGCCUGCAGGAGAUACCAAGUGGAGCUCAUUCAGGGGGAGGCAGAGGAUGACAGGAUGUACUACACCCGACUGCUCAAGAAACUAAUGGACGAGGUUCCUCUGGGUGAUAAAGUCCCACGCAAGAAGUGAAGAACGAUUUUCACCCGGAUUUUACCUCGACUUUUAUCAUCUACGUGCAUACACACUGCUCUGCCAACCCAUCUUCAGCGCAGUGGCGAGCGUGGAAUAUUUUUAAAAAUGUUUUUAGAGAUCACGGAUGACGGAUUUUAAAGCAGCAUUUUUUUUUCAGACAAUCUCUCUCUCUCUCUCUCUCUCUCUCUCUCUCUGUGGGUUCAGAAAUGGUUACGGUUUGAAGUUCUGCUAUUUCUCAUCGAUUCACUGAUUAUUACAUGAUGUCUAUGCUAAAGUGAUGCUUUUGCCCCCACAUAAAUGUCUAUUUAAAUAAUCUAUUAAAGCUACGGUAAACAAAA
This is a messenger RNA of Tachysurus vachellii, 3652 nucleotides long. Its product is annotated as E3 ubiquitin-protein ligase RNF31. The record is from RefSeq and is a predicted model, not a curated record. Gene Ontology annotation, biological process: protein linear polyubiquitination. The transcript is spliced from 23 exons. Gene Ontology annotation, molecular function: ubiquitin protein ligase activity; zinc ion binding; linear polyubiquitin binding. Gene Ontology annotation, cellular component: LUBAC complex. Lineage: Eukaryota; Metazoa; Chordata; Actinopteri; Siluriformes; Bagridae. The coding region runs from base 174 to 3311 and encodes 1045 amino acids.